Messenger RNA from Aspergillus oryzae RIB40, 1263 nucleotides. RefSeq lists its product as uncharacterized. The coding region runs from base 1 to 1263 and encodes 420 amino acids. Gene Ontology annotation, biological process: transmembrane transport. Gene Ontology annotation, molecular function: transmembrane transporter activity. The record is from RefSeq and is a predicted model, not a curated record. The transcript has a single exon. Lineage: Eukaryota; Fungi; Ascomycota; Eurotiomycetes; Eurotiales; Aspergillaceae.
AUGACCGCGAAGGUCCUCCAAGUGGAUAGCCAGUAUCUCUACGUGCCCGGCUGCAUGAUCAUGUCUUUCGAUGAUCCUUCGACACGGACAGCGGAAGUCAAACUCGUCCGCGUCUCGCAAGGCGUCGACCUAGGCCGUCUCUCUGAGACUCACAACAUCUACAAAAACGUUAUCCACGACGUUAUAGGCAUCGAAGAAGCAACUCAAGAACUAGAAGACAUCAUGAAACGCAAACCCCGGUACAACAAACUCAUCAUCGUGCUAGUCUGCGGCCUAGCCACCGCCAUGGUCGGCCCAUUCGCCUUCGGCGCCAGACCCAUCGAUAUGCCCAUCAUAUUCUUCAACGGCUGUCUACUCGGUAUCAUGCAACAUGUCAUCGCCCCCCGCUCAGUACUCUACUCCAACGUCUUCGAAGUCACAGCAGCAGUGCUAACCUCAUUCAUUGCGCGGGCCAUUGGCAGCAUAACAACCACCAUCCACGGAACACCACACCAACGCCUCUUCUGCUUCUCCGCCAUCGCCCAGUCCUCCAUCGCCCUCAUCCUCCCAGGCUACACAGUCCUCUGCAGCAGUCUAGAACUCCAAUCCCACAAGAUCGUCCCCGGCUCCAUCCGCAUGGUUUACGCAAUCAUCUACUCCCUCUUCCUAGGCUACGGCGUCACAGUCGGAACAACCAUCUACGGGCUCAUCGACCGCUCCGCAACAUCCAGCACAACUUGCCCGAACAUCCUAGGCUUCAAAAACCCCUACGUCGCCCGGUUUCCCUUCGUUAUCGCCUUCUCCAUCUGCCUCCUGAUCAUCAACCAGGGGAAAUGGAAACAGGGCCCGGUAAUGGUCAUCAUCUCCUUCACAGGCUACGUCACAAAUUACUUCGUAACGAAGCGCCUCGGGACAAAUACACAGGUCGCCAAUACCGUCGGUGCUUUCGCCAUAGGCGUCAUGGGAAAUCUGUAUAGUCGGCUGUGGCAUGGCCAUGCAGCCACGGCUAUUUUACCGGGAAUAUUCGUCCUCGUUCCGUCUGGGCUUGCGGCGUCUGGGUCGCUGAUCGCCGGUGUUGAGUCGGCGGAUGCUAUUCGGUCGAAUAUCACUCGUAAUGCUAGUCAUGGGGAUACUCAGUCUACCGGGGUGGGACAGCAGAAGUCGGUUCAGGAUUUGGGGUUCGGGAUGGUUCAGGUUGCCAUUGGGAUUACGGUUGGAUUGUUUGUGGCUGCUUUGGUGGUUUAUCCGUUGGGGAAGAGGAGGAGUGGCUUGUUUAGCUUUUAG